CACUUUCUAUUUUAAUUCACAUUAAUUUAAUCGUUAUGCUACUUGCGAGUAGGAUAUAACCUAACAAGCUUAUAAACUGAUAUGACAACUCAUGGCGGCGCCAGUUCCCGCUCGCAUUUGUAGUUCAUAUUUUGUCCACACCUGUCGCUGAAGUCGCAUACGUUUCAGGUGGUGAAAAUUUUUAAUGAUAUAUAUUGAAUUAAGUAGACAACGUAAGACACGCUAUUUCUGAUUCGUUCUAUGUCAAUAAUUUAUUAAGAAAUAAAAUAAAAUUCUUAUAUAAAAAUAAGCUACUUGUGUAUGUGAUAAGACGUGUUUUUAAAAUCGUGAAAAGACCUAAUUUCCUUCAAUAGAAAAGAUGACGACGCUCAGACCUUUCACGUGUACUGAUUUAUUCAAAUUUAACAACGUAAAUCUAGAUCCACUCACGGAAACUUAUGGGUUAUCCUUUUAUAUGCAAUACCUGGCCCAUUGGCCAGAAUAUUUCCAAGUAGCUGAAUCACCAAGCGGUGAAAUUAUGGGAUAUAUUAUGGGGAAGGCGGAAGGUCUUGCAGAAAAUUGGCAUGGUCAUGUAACAGCUCUUACCGUUUCACCUGAUCAUAGAAGACUCGGUCUUGCAGCGAUGUUGAUAAAAUUAUUAGAGGAAUUAUCGGAAAAGAAACAGGCAUACUUUGUGGAUUUGUUUGUCAGGGUUAGUAACAAAGUAGCUAUUAAAAUGUAUCAGCAAUUGGGUUAUAUUGUUUACAGAGUAGUAUUAGAAUAUUAUAACGGAGAUCCAGAUGAAAAUGCUUAUGAUAUGAGAAAAGCACUUUCAAGAGAUGUAAAUAAAAAAUCGAUAAUACCACUAACGCAUCCUGUAAGACCCGAGGAAGUCGAUUAAUUUUAAGGUAUAUAAAUGUAUUAAGAAAGAGAGGAAUAAAGGAAUAUAUGCAUUA
Vespula pensylvanica (western yellowjacket) is the source of this 935-nucleotide messenger RNA. It is a transcript of the gene Naa20A, whose product is annotated as N-alpha-acetyltransferase 20. Gene Ontology annotation, molecular function: protein-N-terminal amino-acid acetyltransferase activity. Bases 359 to 880 code for a protein of 173 amino acids. The transcript has 7 exons. Gene Ontology annotation, cellular component: NatB complex. Lineage: Eukaryota; Metazoa; Arthropoda; Insecta; Hymenoptera; Vespidae. Gene Ontology annotation, biological process: N-terminal peptidyl-methionine acetylation. The record is from RefSeq and is a predicted model, not a curated record.